AAUAUAAAUAAGUUUAUUAUAAAUAUAAUAUAAAUAAAAAUUUACACAUAUGGGUUUCAUAAAAAUAUUAAAACGCAUGCUUUAUGCAAAUUUUGCAUCAUGCAGUUCUAAAACAUUAGGAAUAUUAGCACCAUUAACAAUACCACCAUUACAUAUUGCAUUUUUAUAUUAUUUUUGGCAAGAAUAUUCAAGAGAUGUAGAUAAACAAUAUUGUUCUUGUUCAUGUUGGGACACAGUAUUUAAGGGAUCAUAUGAAUCUGGUAUUGCUUCUUAUAAACAUAUGUAUUUUAAUGCUACAUCAAAUACUUUAAAAAUAUGGAUCACAAUUGUAAUUGGAGUUAUAAUUUUCUAUGAAGUAGUGAAACAUUUAACAUGGCUGGCUUUUCAUAAUCGCCUUAGACUUUCUAUGAUGAUUCUUUUUUCAACUGCUAUUUUUUCACAUUAUUAUACUUGGUGGGUUUAUAUGAAUUAUUGGAAUGAUGAGUUCUAUUCUCAAUGGUACCAUCAAUUGUUUUUUUCUGUCACUGAGUUGAUGUCUACUUUUUUGGUUGUUCACUUGGCAAAUAAUAAAAAUCCAGUAACUCAUAGAAAAGCAUUUGGUAUAGCUGCAAUAGCUAUUUUACAUAUUGUAGCGGGUGGUUGGGAUCAAUUUGUUGCUAAUGUUGUCAGAGGAGAAGGGUAUGCCCAUCAGGUUGUACGUGAUCUUGGAUUUAUGAUCCCAGAUAUUCUCCAUGUUGCUAUUCCAUUAUGGGCAGUAAAAUGGAAAAAUAUAUAUAAUCUUCCUGGUUCUACUAAACGAGAUCCAAGUAUCAAAAGAGAUCUAGCUUAUAUGUUAGGGAUGAUAUGCAUAGGAUUAUGCAUUUGUGCCAUAUUAUAACUUAGCUCUUAUAAUGCCUAAGAAUAGUGUCUUAAAAAUAAAAUAAUAAUUUAAUUUAACUUAUUUUCUUAUACAAAUUUGUGAAAGAUAUAUAUCUAUAGUUGAAUUUUACUAAAAGA
This is a messenger RNA of Apis mellifera (honey bee), 996 nucleotides long. RefSeq lists its product as uncharacterized. NCBI's taxonomy places the organism in Eukaryota, Metazoa, Arthropoda, Insecta, Hymenoptera, Apidae. The transcript has 3 exons. Bases 50 to 877 code for a protein of 275 amino acids. The record is from RefSeq and is a predicted model, not a curated record.